UCCACCGCCAGUUGCAACGCGACGCUCACCGCGGCGACAUGUCUCCCCUGUGGAUAGUGCUCACCCUACUCCCCGUCCUCGGUGGAGCGGAAAGAUUCAACUGCCGCGGGCGUAUCCUUGGCGCGUACUAUGCGGACGCGAAGUCCGGCUGCAAGGCGUUCCACGUGUGCGUGCGCGUGGCGGGCGGCGGGGUGCGCGACUUCCGCUUCUUCUGUCCUCCCGGCACGUUGUUCCAUCAGGAGGCGCAGACGUGCACCGACUGGGGCGACGAUGACCCCCUCGCUUGCCCCGACAUCUACGACGGUCAGUUCGAUCUCUACAAGAUCGGAUCCGGUUUUGACACUAAGAAACUGUCUCAAGGCAAUCGCGAAGAUGAGACCGAGUUUGGUCUGCAGCGUGCGGAGACCGGAGACCGGCGCCUGGCACAGCACACCGCCCCUGCCCCCGCAAGCCCCGCCGCCUCUAACGACCUCCGUGCCGCACACUCCUCGGACUUCUUCAGUGGUCAGCGAGAUCGCGGUCGUGAUGACCCCGUGCAGUCCGCCCCGCAAGCGCAGCAGCCAUCGGCGCAGGCCCCGCAGUCGCGGCAAUCUUUCCGUCGACCCACUACUUCACGCCCGACACCCCCUCCUACAUCGUACACCACAUAUCACCCAUCACCUUCCUCUUCACCUGUGCUCGCAACGUCAAAGGGAAACCGUUACGAGCAAUCGCUGAAACGUAAAGUAGCGCGAAAGCGCCCCAUCUACACGACCACACAAACGCCUGUGACAUUCCCUCCAAAUACGUUCUCUCCGCAAGUUUAUUCCGAACAACCGAAAAAUUAUAAUCGAAGAAUUCCAUCACAAAAUACUCAAAGUAUAGCUUCGACGCCGAAUGUUCCUCCACAAUACAAGGAUGAAUACGUUGAAGUGAGCAGAGUUACGCCGAAACCGAAUAGAUACUUCCCCAACAAUCCAACGCCGACACCUUUUACUUUGCCGACGACGGAACAAUCGAAAAAGAAUGGUUUCGGUGAAGUCUACAACUAUGAUACACAGUCGACGCCCGGAUUAAAACAGAACGAGAAUCGCCCAUUCAAACUAAGAAAUAGUUUUAGCGUAGUACCUGACGUACCAAACGAAAACGACUUCCUCAGAAACCAGCCUUUCAACGGCAACACUGAAAGAGGUACUCCUAAUUCUAUUGACUACAGCACUACUACUCGUAAUUAUAUUACUACUACGUCAACUUACAAAAACAUCAACAGUAUCGCGUACGAACCAGAGAAAAACAAUUAUAAUCAAUUCUCAAGCUCAAAGCAAAAUUACUACAAUAAUCCAACAACAACAUCUUCUCCUAUCACGACUGCAUACACAACGACAACACGAUAUGAGCCUCCGCAAAGUCUAAAUACUAUAGCAUAUAACACUAAUAAUGCCUUCAAUGCACAAACGUCAAACUUCGCGGACAGCGGAGAAGACGACGGUCAAUACCGACCUCCCGAGGGAGAAGACGACGGACAGUACAGGCCUGAGUUAUAUGAACGAGAGCUUCUUUCGGGUGCACACUCGAUUAACAUAGCCGCUAGCGGUAACAGGCUCUUCGAAGACCAAAAAGAGCAAAAUAAAUAUCAAAUUUCUCGAAAACCUAUCGCAAAAACGUCUCCACCGAGACCGUUCAGACCAGCCCCUACUCCAUCCGCGCCUACUGUAACGUCGCGCACCGCUGAAGUUACAUAUCCGACAACCACCAGACCUAUCUCUGAAAACACACAACGGACUUUCGACUACUACCAAACAUAUACUACAACUUCUAGACCUUUCGAAGCAUCGGGACGAGGCACUAACGCGGAGAACGUUCCCGUAAGAAUAACAAGUGCGUCACCCUCGAGGACUUACGAAAACACGAGAAAUCAAAAUAGACAGACGGAGCCUGUAUCUAUUCCAUCCACGCCUGUUCCCAAACCCAACCAUCACCCGCAUCAUUCAAAGCCUAUUAAUAAAGAGGACAAUAGCUACGAUUACGCAUAUUACGAUUCCGACCCUGGCUUCUCAGAAUACGACCACAUAGAAGAAUUUGGUAGAACUAAUACUAAAGCGUAAGUUACAGAUUGCCAUUAUUAUAGUUGCCUCAGUAAAUUUGUUUCUAGGUUAUAAUUUCGAAGCAUCGAUUUAUGCGAUAAAUGUUUUUAAUAAGUUUUUAGACGUUUUCUUAAGAAUUAAUACUCAAAUUACAUUCAAGCUUUUAUAAUACAAGUGUUGAAAUUAACUCUAACAUUAACAUAAUCACUGCGUGAGCACGUUUUGUAUGAAAUCGUUUAAGUAGUCACAAAUAUAGUGUAAGAUGAAAUAACACAAAGUACAAUUAAUUUGUAAAUACGCCUACAGUUUUAUUUAAAUUAAAUUAUGCUUCAUUCAGACUGAAAAGUUGCCAGUUCUAUUUAAAAUAUCUAUUGAGGCUUGCGUGUAUUAAAGUUACCCUAAAUUAUUUUUGUGAUAUUAUAUUUGAAUAUGUCUUUUCCAGAUAGUCUAAGUUAUAUUUUGUAAUGUUUGCAAGCCUUGAUACUGUAGUCGUGAAAUUAUUCUGUCCAAGUAUCUACCACACGAGAUAAGUAAGUUGUAACGACGUAUUGUAAAAUAAAUAAUUGUAAAUAAAAAAAUUAUAAAGACAA
Papilio polytes (common Mormon) is the source of this 2653-nucleotide messenger RNA. Its product is annotated as mucin-2-like. Gene Ontology annotation, molecular function: chitin binding. Lineage: Eukaryota; Metazoa; Arthropoda; Insecta; Lepidoptera; Papilionidae. The record is from RefSeq and is a predicted model, not a curated record. The transcript is spliced from 3 exons. Gene Ontology annotation, cellular component: extracellular region. The coding region runs from base 39 to 2084 and encodes 681 amino acids.